This is a messenger RNA of Musa acuminata AAA Group (dessert banana), 3586 nucleotides long. Its product is annotated as transcription factor RSL2-like. The transcript has 5 exons. The record is from RefSeq and is a predicted model, not a curated record. Gene Ontology annotation, molecular function: DNA-binding transcription factor activity, RNA polymerase II-specific; RNA polymerase II cis-regulatory region sequence-specific DNA binding; protein dimerization activity. Gene Ontology annotation, biological process: regulation of transcription by RNA polymerase II. Gene Ontology annotation, cellular component: nucleus. Lineage: Eukaryota; Viridiplantae; Streptophyta; Magnoliopsida; Zingiberales; Musaceae. Bases 2132 to 3259 code for a protein of 375 amino acids.
CUGGUCUAACCAUCUAUAAGAAUUUUCUCUUUAUUUGCCAUUGAAUUUUAUUUGAUUCAAUAUUUUUAGCCAAGCAGAGAAUAUUUCAAUCCAUAUUUAUAAUUUCUAGUAGAUUUUUUAAAAAUAUUUCCUCAUCUAACUGUAGCAUUCAGAUUCAUAGUAUCCUUAGAUGAGGCAUGCUCAUACAAUCUUAAAUAAUGUUUUCGCAUGUUUUGUUAUGUAUCCAAGUUACACUUAAUCAUUUACAAAUGAAUGUAUUCAAAUAAUUUCUCACAUUGAUUUUAAUAUAUAAUAUCAUAACAGUUACAUAAUUGCAUAAUAAUAUCUGUGGGUAGGACACCAAAGUGAAUGGAUGGCAAUGUGAAUUCCACUAAGAGUAGUAGUAUAUCACCCACCGAUGAUAUUUAUUCUUAGCCCCUCCCCAUACAAUGAUCUUUACGUCACCAAACAAUGAUGCUACCAUUCUAAUACUAUAAGACCACGAAACAUACAUGCUUACAUUGUGAUCAUCUCACUCUCCUAUGCUUAAAAGCAUUUCUCUCUCAUUCAUCUCAUUCUUGCACGAUCUCAUGUCAAGAGUUAAUUCAAACAUGAGAAUAUUCCUCCUACCCUAUUAUCAUAAGAAUACUCUCACUAAAGAAACAAUGUCAAACAAAGAUCAUGAAAGAACUCCAAAAACAUUAACAAUGCAUUUAUGGCCAAACCCUAUUAGCCUCAUCCCUGCCUCAGGACAACCCCAAUCUCAAUGAAAGAGAAACAACAGUGUAAGUUAUUGCCCAUGGACCAUGUCUUUCUUUUGCCAUGACUAGGUAUUAAUCAGUGUAUACACACACACACACACACAUCAAGAUUUCCUAGUCAUAUGACAUGGGUAAUGUAGUAAUGCCCAACUAAGCAACAACUCUCAAAUACAGCUCCUUGCUCCCUUCCAAGAGUCAAGUGAUGUCCUACUGAGAUCAGCCUUGUUUGAUAGCAAAGGCCACAAGGAGUGGCCUCUGGUCUCUAUACAAUCUUAACAUCUUUGUUUAUUGAAGCUCCCAUUGGAAGUUUUGGCUUUUCUUAUGGCAAAGAUCUUCAUAAUUGAUCCCUCCACAUAAGUGCCAAUCUCAACUACAUGAGAAGUUAUUAUAGGUAAGUGUUUUCUAAAGGGUGAUAGAGAUAGGCACUGAGAUCCCCCUGACACAGCUUUCUUUUCUUUUUUUCCCUAAUUUUUUUUGUUCCUUCUACCAACUUCUCUCUCUCUCUCUCUCUCUCUCUCUGUUUCUCUCUCUUCAUCAAGAAAGAAAAGUACACUAUAUACUAAUACAUAAAUCAAAGUUUGUGAGAUGAGAGACUGGGAUCGAGUUGAUUUCAUGAUUACUUAUGCGGUUGAUCCACUUAAGACAAUAUGACUCCAAGUACUUGGAUUUCAUGAAAAUAUAUCUCAAUUAAAGAUAUAUUUUCUUCUAUAUCAAAUACUUGAUACUAUUUAGUACGAUCUGAUUUGAUGAGAUAACUACUAGCUUCAUUAAUUUGAUUUGAGAGAAUCAAAAUGAAAGCCGAGAAACAGUGUCGACAAGAAGGAAAGAACAACAUGCUUGUGCAAUAGUUCCAGAGAAACAAACAACAUGAUAUUUGCACUGGUGAUCCUACAUAGAAGAGGCACGACCUGAACGGCAUAAAAGUUGGAGCUACAAUUCGACAUCAUCAACUACAACAGAGCUCCCCCAUACGACAAGGAGAAUCGUAAUCUUGGAUGCUUUCGUCCCUUCCUCCACCGGCCACGGAAGCUUCUUCUCGGAGAAUGUCGUCUUCUUUUUCUUCUUCUUCUUCUUCUUGUGCUCCCCACGACAUGCCCACCUCAAUCUGUCUUCCUCUCCCCUUUCUUUAUUCCCGUGAGCACAAAUUUCUCCUUCUACAGUUCAUCCUAAUAAAACAGUGCCCACGUCCUCCCCAUUGCCAGAUAAUAUACACUCCUCGUGCUACCACCCACCCCCUUCUUCCACUGUCGAUUUCUAAGCCUUUGAUCGAUCAUUGCAUCCAUCUUAGCUGUAUUGCCUGAUCGGCGAUCGAACCUGUCGCAAUCUCCAAUUAAAUUAGCGAGUGAAGUCAAUUCCUUGACAGACAGCAUUCUCUGCAACCAAUCGUAUAAAUGCAAUGCUCCCUGUGCUUUGCUAAAUGUCUCUGCCACCUCUUCCACCUCUGUAACUGUUCCUCCCUCGCGAUGGAGCCUCAGGGAUUGGUUUCGGAGGCAAGCUGGAGCUGCUUCGAUCCGGCGCUGUCGGUGGAGGAGUCCGAAGUCAUGGCGCAGCUGUUGGGGGGGUCUCAGAGCUUCGCAGGCGACCAUGAUCAACAGCAACAGAUGCUUUGGUCCGACCAUAAUGCCGAUUCUUACUACUGUGCUGCUACUUCUUACCCCGAUCCGUACUGUUGGCCGCAAGGCAACUGUAGCAGAAGCAGCACCACCGACUAUUACUGCUUUAGCGAUCCCCACAUGGUUCCUGCGAUCGGCGUUAGCUCUACCCCGAUGAGUUUUAGCAUCGGCGGCGAGCGGAUCGACACCCCGUCCUUCCCCGUCGGUGCUCAUCAUCAGUUUGGCGCAGCGGUCUGCGUGACCGAGGAAGCCAGCAGUGACGAAGUCGUGGAUUCCUUGGCGAAGCCUCCUCCACCUCCUCCUCCUCCUCCUCCUCCUGCGCAUGCCUCGCAAGCCAUCAAGAGAAGGUUGCAUGGUGGCGUCAUCGAGGUGGCUGCCAACACGGAAGAGGAUGACACCCAACUCCAGAGCCCCAAAAAGAAGGCCCGGGCAUCGGCACCUAUGCCUAAGAAGGGGAAGAAUGCGCAGUCCAAGAAGGCUCAGAAGAGUGGUGGUAGCUGCAACGAGGAAGAGAGCAAUGGCGACAUGAAUCCUCAGAGCUCCUGUUGCUACACCUCGGAGGACGACUCGAACGGAUCUCAGGAGCUGAAGGGAGCUGCUGCAUCUCUGAAUUCAAAUGGCAAGACGAGAGCUGGUCGUGGCUCAGCUACCGAUCCACAGAGUCUCUAUGCGAGGAAGAGGAGAGAAAGAAUCAACGAGAGGUUGCGAAUUCUGCAGACUUUGGUCCCGAAUGGAACAAAGGUUGACAUCAGCACAAUGCUCGAGGAAGCAGUUCAAUAUGUGAAGUUCUUGCAGCUUCAAAUUAAGCUUCUGAGCUCUGAUGACUUGUGGAUGUAUGCACCCAUUGCAUACAAUGGCAUGAACCUUGGGAUCGACCUGAACAUAGCUUCAAAAUCUCAGCAGUGACAUCCAUAUACAAUCUUCCUUUUUCUUCCUUUUUGUCCCCUAAAAUGUUUUGAAUUUUUGGCUCAUUUCCGCAGAGCAAAGGGAUCAUCAGUACUUGACUAGCAAUUAUGAGAAGCGUGUUGAUGAUUCAAAUUGACCAAAUCUCAUGUAUUCUUGACUUAUUUCAUCAGUUUUGACUGUUAACUGAUGGAAAGAUUGGUCCAAAACUACAGAUGAUGAUGUAAAUGAGGGCAACUGCCUAAUUCAAAACAUGACUUUUGUACUGAGACACUACCUUUGGAUGUGAUAUGUUGGGUGACCCCCAAAAUUGUUAUUAUUGGAGGCAGC